GUCAUUAGUAGAUCACAAUAGAGGGAGUUUCUCAAUCACAAGAGCUUGAGCUCAAACACCUUCAUCCUCUCACUGGAUUCACACUGAGAUCGAGCUGCUGAGAAACUACAGGAAUCAAACAAACACAGAAAUGAGUCCAGCACAUACAGAUCCCGAUGAUGCAGCUGCUGUACAGGAUCUGAGGAUUGUGCUGAUUGGAAAAAGUGAAGCUGGAAAGAGUUCAAUAGGAAACGUAAUACUGGGUCGAGAGGCUUUUAAAGAGAGCAGAACCAGAGAGAGUGAGAUACAGAGAGGAAGAGUAGAAGACAGAAACAUCUCCAUCAUCGACACUCCAGGAUUCUUCAACACUCACCUGACUGAUGAAGAGAUGAAGAAGCAGAUGAUGAAGAGUCUGGAUCUCUCUCAUCCUGGUCCUCACGUGUUCCUGCUCGUCAUCAGACUCGACAGAUUCACAGAAGACGUGGUGAAGAUCGUGAAAAAGAUUCACGAGCACUUUGGAAAGGAUGCCUUCAGGUUCACUAUGGUGUUGUUCACGGGGAGAGAGGCGAUGUCCAAACGAGAAUGGAUCGAAUUCAGGCUGGACAGAAAAACUAGAGAACUUCUGAGCUUUUGUGAAGAGAAAUGUGAUGUGAUCAUUCAUAAAAACAAGAGAGAUAGGAAGCAGAUCGCCAGUCUGUUGGAGAACAUUGAUGAAGUGGUGAGGAAAAACGGACGAGAACAUUAUGUUAAAGAGAUCUACCCGAAGAACAGCGAGACAAGGACAACACAAGACAGAAAAGAGAAGAUCAGUCUAGAGGAGCAAAUAACAAGCCAACCAAAGCAUCUGCUCAGACAAGAAGAGACAGAAAAUAGAGUUCAGAAAGACCAAAGAGCAACAAAUGAGAGACAAAAAGAUGGAAAUCAAAGUGACAGAAAACAUGAAACAUGUUUGAUCGACAAGGAGAAGAAAGCCACACCAGAAAAUCAGCCAAUAUUAGCGUCCGAUCUGAGGAUUGUUCUUCUUGGUAAAAAUGGAUCAGGAAAGAGUUCGACAGCAAACACCAUCCUGGGCAGAGAUGCCUUCAAAAUCAAUGCACGUUUCUCAUCAAGCCCUCAAACCUGUGAGAAACAAACAGCAGCUGUGUGUGGAAGAAACAUCUCAGUGAUCGACACUCCAGGACUGUUAGUGACGAGGGACCAGCUGAAGGCUGAGAUUGAGACGUGUGUGGAGAUGAGCUCUCCCGGUCCUCAUGUGUUUCUGCUGGUCAUCAGCCUGCAUGAGAGAUUCACAGAUGAGGAGAAAAACACAGUCAAAUGGAUUCAGGAAAAUAUUGGAGAAAAAGCUGUUCAUCGCACCAUCAUUUUGUUCACUCACGCUGAUCACCUGAAAGGUAGAUCAUUAGAUGAGUAUAUCAGAGACACUCCAGAUCUACAGACAUUCACUGAGAGUUUUGGAGGAAGAUUUCACUCAUUUAACAAUAAAGACAUGGAGAACCGCUCUCAGGUCACUGAACUUCUGGAGAAGAUUGAGAAGAUGGUGGAGAGAAAUGGAGGGAUGCACUACUACAGUGAGAGGUGUAUUACAUUUAAGGGAAAGACUGACAAGGAGGAGGAGGAGACAGUCAUAGAAAACCCAUCCAGAUGGUUGAAAGGAGUGCUUAUCUUCAUCAUUGGCGCUCUAGCGGCUGCAGCGGUUGCUCAGAGUGGCUUUGAUGGAGUAUGAACAUCUGGAACAACAGCAAAGCACUAUGAACAUAAUGCUGGAAAAUCCUCUUUUGAUUGUCUUCAGUGUUACCGAUUCUGAAAAUAAUAGUGUGGAGGAAUUUGUACUUUUCAUAAUUAUUCAGUAGGCUGGACCUAAAGACUGUAUUGUCCAUCAUACCUUACAGAAUGUUAAAAAGUUUAUGAUCUCAGACUAAAAUGUAUGCCAAAUAUUUAAUAUUCAUGUUUCAAAAUAUAAAUAUUCGUUCUGUGUGUUUAAGCAUUGCUUCAUUUUUAAAAGAAAAAAAUGUUUUAAUUUAAACUGUAUUUUGCCAUAUUCCAUAUUUAAUAUUUGUAAUUAAUAAAAAGAGCUUGUAUGUUCACUGAGAUAUGGCCUAUGUUCAUGUAGUUUAUUUAAUUACUUUUAUUUCUAAUGUGCAGUCAUAUCUACUACACUGUAAAAAUGAUAUGAUCAAUAAGUUAUGACAAGAUAUGUUUUUGCAUUGCUUUAACUCAUCAAAAUAAGUUAAGCAAUUUCCAAGUUAUACAAGAUUUAACUCAUUUUUUUAAAGUCAGUUUAAUUUAAGUUGAAAUGACUUAAUGAGUUGAUUAAGGCAGCAGCUUUUUUUUUGUUGUUUGUUUAUGUCCUUGAAAUGUGUAGUCGUUCUGAAGGAAGUUUUAUGUUUUAAUGAUUGCUCAGCUCAACACGUCACUGUCAAGCUCAACAAAUGGUCAUAGUUUCCUCUAUAUUUUUAGUAUUGAGGUCAUGCAGUGAUAAUAUUGCCUGUAUCUGAUAAAACACGGUACUUCG
Molecule: messenger RNA, 2491 nt
Organism: Megalobrama amblycephala (Wuchang bream)
Lineage: Eukaryota; Metazoa; Chordata; Actinopteri; Cypriniformes; Xenocyprididae
Product: GTPase IMAP family member 8-like
Exons: 3
Coding region: 131-1702 (523 amino acids)
Molecular function (GO): GTP binding
Source: RefSeq, a predicted model, not a curated record